CUUCUUAAAAUGCUUGUGUCUUCCUCAACACGCGCCACUUUCUCUCUCUGCACACACACAUACAGGGAGAGACAGAAAUAGAAAACACACGCAAGAUUAAUUCAUUAGUGUAUCUCUCGCUCUAUUUCUUUUAUCGUCUGUUUAGGUCUAGGGUUUUGAAAUAUUUGCUUCUGUCACCAUGUCAUUCUCUGUGGGACGAACUAGUAUUGUUUGAGCAGUCAUCAUAGUCUCAAGUUCUUUCGGAUUAGGCUAUCAGAUUGAACGAGGGAGGACGAAAUUGAUGCAAGAGAUGUUGUGAUUGGAUUUUAUUUCUACAUUUUGGUUUUAUUUGGAUCAUGGAGAACGGUCACGAUGGGAAAUUAGCAAAUAAGAUGUCGGUAUUAGCACUGAAUGAUUCAGCGUCUUCGUCUCCCAAUUUUAAUUUCAAUGAUAAUAAUAGUAACGCCACUACCGCUGCAACUACUACCACCACCACCAACAAUAAUAAUGAUAGCUUGUUUCAGGUUAUGCAAGCUGUAGAGGCUGCUGAGGCCACCAUCAGACAACAGGUAGAAGAGAAUGUGCGAUUAAGGUCUGCACUUCAGAAAAAAAUUCAGGAACUCGAAAAAUAUAAAAUGGAUGAAUCAAUGGCACAAAGAUCUCAUUACGUUGAUCAAUGGAAUGAGCGGGUUGAUGGCCCUUAUGAAGUUCAUCCAUCUGGUGGAUUGGUUCUCCACCACGAUAUAACACUUAAUAUAGAGGAUCCUGCCACAAAGAAUCAGGUGGAAAGCCCUUCUGAUAGCAGCAAGAUUAAUGGGACAUUGAAGGUACUUCCUGGAGGGCAGGCACCUGCUGAUAACACUGGUCUCUCUCAGUUAUCUUCACCAUCCACAGCAUCAUUUUCCCCAAGAAGGUAUCAAAUGGAAGGAGAAUAUGAUCCUCAGUUCAAUUUGUCUGGGCAUGGGCAAAUGCAAAUGUCUGAAGUAAAUAACCCUAGUGGUCUCUGGAAGCAGGAUUUUGUUUUCAAGAUUCGGGAGCAUGAAGAAGAGAUCUUUCAGUUAAGGAAGCAUCUUUCUGACUAUUCUGUGAAGGAAGCACAAAUACGCAAUGAAAAAUAUGUUCUGGAAAAGCGAAUUGCUUAUAUGCGUCUGGCCUUCGAUCAACAGCAACAGGACCUUGUUGAUACUGCAUCAAAAGCUCUCUCAUAUAGACAAGACAUAAUUGAUGAGAAUAUAUGUCUGACAUAUGAAUUGCAGGCUGCACAGCAAGAAAGGUCGACAUUUGUUUCAUCAUUGCUGCCCCUUCUUUCUGAGUAUUCUUUGCAGCCACCAAUUCCAGAUGCCCAGUCUAUUGUUAGCAAUGUCAGGGUUCUGUUCAGACAUCUCCAGGAGAAGCUCAUUCAAACUGAGUCUAAGCUCAAAGAAUACCAGUAUCAAUUGGCACCCUGGCAUUCUGAUGUGAACCACUCAAAUACUGCUCCUCAGUCGCCAUCUCAUUCUGCUGGUGUGGCAUUGAACAAAGUUGGGCUUGAAUUGGUGUCACAGCCUACACAUUCCCUUGGAACGUUACCAAUAACUACCCCUGAUGCACAGACAUCAGAUUGGGGUCGGGACCUAUUGAGUCACCGACAAAGAGGUUUAAGAGGUGCUGUUGCAAAAAAUCUAGAACCAGAUGAUGUGGGGAGAUAUUCACCUCUUGCAAGCAGGAACUCUGUGAUACAUGAUAUACCAGCACAGUUUGCAGUUAGUAGUGGUGAUAAUAGCCGUGCUGUACAUUCUGGUGAAGCAAUCACUAAUAAAGAAGUUAAAUUCCAUGACACUGUUAGCAACAAUGAGAUGGAUAAUCCAGAUGCAGAGGGGCAACAGAAUGAGAGAGAACCAUCAGUCAGUUGGGGUACUACCGCCCUUGAUGAUUCUAGUUCCUCGUAUUCACCUUACCUACCUCCCGUUCUUGAGGAACAUUCUUCAUCCUUUUCUGAGGCUGCAGAAGAUGAUCCAUUGCCAGGUAUUGAGGGUCUUCGAAUUUCAGGUGAAGCAUUUCCUGGACGAGAACUCCAGGCAUGUGGAUAUUCUAUCAAUGGAACAACUAGUUGUAAUUUUGAGUGGGUACGCCAUUUGGAAGAUGGAUCUGUUGAUUAUAUUGAUGGAGCAAAACAACCAAACUAUCUUGUUACUGCUGAUGAUGUUGAUACUUACCUUGCUAUAGAAGUCCAGCCUCUGGAUGACAGGAAGCGCAAGGGAGAGCUUGUAAAGGUGUUCACAAAUGAGCAGAGAAAAAUAAUUUGUGAUCCUGAAAUGCAAAAUCAUAUUGAGAAAACUCUGUAUAGUGGUCAUGCUUCGUAUAAAGUAUCCUUGUCGACUGGAUACCUUGGUAUAUGGGAACCAGCCACUUUGGCCAUUAAGAGAGAAGGUUACAACAUUAAGUAUGGUGGAUCCAGUGGUGUUGUAGUUACAGAGAAGUUUUCCCCAAACACAAGUGUUGCAAUCCCAUAUGGACAGCCUACGGAAUUUAUACUUACCAGUUCUAGUGGUGUUCAGCAUGUCUUAAGAGUGGAUAGCAACUCAAUGGAUGUUAGCUGUUCAAGAGACACAAUUGUGAUCACCUUGAGAUUAUUUAUCAUGCGGGCUGGUGAAAGAAGAAAAGUGAAGAAAGAGUCUAUUCUUUCACAAGUGAGGCACAUAUUAUUGUUAUUGAUAUAAAUUUUUUCAGCUGGUCCAGCUUGGGAAUAGCAUAUUUGCUGUCUCAUGUGUGUAUAGUGGUGCAUUUUGAGGAUCAACUUUGCUGCCUAAAUUCUGAGUAGGUUGCUUUAUCUCUGUAUUUUGUACAGCCGAUUUGUUGUAACUGCACAUUUCAAGUUAAAUGUUUAUUUUUGUUUCGUUA
Molecule: messenger RNA, 2859 nt
Organism: Manihot esculenta (cassava)
Lineage: Eukaryota; Viridiplantae; Streptophyta; Magnoliopsida; Malpighiales; Euphorbiaceae
Exons: 21
Coding region: 336-2678 (780 amino acids)
Cellular component (GO): plasma membrane
Source: RefSeq, a predicted model, not a curated record